AUGGCGCCUCCAUCAUACGCCCGCGCUACGGCCUCGUCCACCUCAAAAGCCAGCCCAAAGUCAUCCAGAACCACCCGAGACCCAGAAGUGGUAAAAUCGACUCCAUCACCUAGCUCCAGGAAAUUGACAGAAUCGCCCAACAACUCCACUCCAACACCCCAGGAAAAGAAGAAGGCCCUCAAACGCCCCUCGACGCUCACAUCCCACCAAAAAGACACCAUACAUUACAAAUGCGACCUCUACCACAUCACCCCAAAAGACGCUUCAAAGCCCUGUUUCCUAUCCCUUCUCCCCUCCGAACUCCGCACCCAAAUCUACACCUAUAUCCUCCCCUCAACCCAUUACAUCUCGCCCUCAUGGCCCUCCUUAAGCAAACCCAAGCACCCCACCAUCCCACCCCUCCUCCACAUCAGCCGCGCCAUCCGCAUCGAAGCAGCAUACACCUACUACACAACCACAACCUUCCACUUCACCGUCCGCAACCUCGAUUUCUCACCCGUAACACGCUGGCUCGAGGACCUAGCACCCCAGCACCGCGCAUUACUCCCCCGGAACCAUCGCGGUCUGGAAAUUAACGUCAUCCCCACUGUCAAAAGCACGUUUACGUAUCCGCCCAAAGGAUGGCUGCUAGAUGCAGAUAUGGAGCGGCACUGGCGGGCAUGCCAGCCCUUUGGCAAUAUCUACACGGUGCACGGCGAGGCGCACAAGUUACAUUUUGUGGUUUUUUGUCGACUGGCCAAGUGGUGGCGGUGGUGGGGGGCGCUGCAGCUAAAAGGGGAGGUCAAGUGCAACUAUGCGUUUGAGCAGAGUCCGUUUGCGAAUCCGUUUGGUAUCCCGGAUUUUCUGGAUGAGGUGGUGCUGAGGCAGUUUUUGAGGCACCAUGGGUGUGCGGUUGGUAUGGCGUGUGUGGAGAAGGCGUGGAGGAGGAAUCGGAUGGCUGCGGCGGGGAUGAAGGGGGAGGGGGUUAAGUUUUUGGAGGCGUUGGAUAGGUGGUAUAAGGAUAGGUGGGGGGAGCAGGAGAGUGCAAAUGAGUGGAAUUUGAGGAUGGAAGAGGCAAAGAAGGCUGUUGGGAGGUGGUAG
Bipolaris oryzae ATCC 44560 is the source of this 1080-nucleotide messenger RNA. RefSeq lists its product as uncharacterized. The transcript is spliced from 2 exons. The coding region runs from base 1 to 1080 and encodes 359 amino acids. The record is from RefSeq and is a predicted model, not a curated record. Lineage: Eukaryota; Fungi; Ascomycota; Dothideomycetes; Pleosporales; Pleosporaceae.